Paramecium octaurelia is the source of this 904-nucleotide messenger RNA. The record is from the annotation of a GenBank genome assembly. NCBI's taxonomy places the organism in Eukaryota, Ciliophora, Oligohymenophorea, Peniculida, Parameciidae.
CAUAAAUAUAUGUAGAAAUUAAUCUAUAAAUUUUCAACAGGACUCUUUUCAGUCAGAAAUCAUGAAAAAAUUAAGGGACUUGCUAUAGCUGAAUUAAAUAAUCCAUAAAAAAAGAAUGCCUUAUCAAAAUAAUUGUUAGUUGAGAUGAGACAGUCGAUAAGCGAGCUUGCAGCAUCAAAAAAUAUAAAUUGCGUCAUAUUAAGGUCAUCAACAGCAGGUACUUUUUGUGCAGGUGCAGAUUUAAAAGAGAGAAUAGGAUUAAGUAAUUUUGAGACAGAAUUGGUGGUGAAGAAUUUGAGAGAGACAUUUAAUUAAGUUGCUAAUUUGCCCCAGCCAGUAAUUGGAGUCAUAGAUGGAUUUGCGCUUGGAGGAGGCUUAGAAUUAGCAUUAGCUUGUGAUUUAAGAAUUGUAACAAAAUCAUCAAUAUUGGGAUUACCUGAAACAGGUUUAGCAAUAAUACCUGGAGCGGUAAAUUAUCAUAUUAUGUAAAAGGGUGGAACCUAAAGAACCCCAAGAGUUAUCGGAGUGGCUUUGGCAAAGGAAUUAAUUUUCACAGGAAGGAGAUUAAGUGCUGAAGAAUCAUUAUAAAUAGGAUUAGUUAAUUAUGUAGAGGAAGACGGACAAUAAGCAAACAAUAGAGCUGAAGCUAUUGCAUCUUAGAUAUUGUAGAAUGUAUUUUUUAGUAAUAAUGAAGGGUCCAAUAGGAGUGAGAGCAGCUAAGGCAGCUAUAAAUAGAGGAAUGGAAGUAGAUAUUGAGAGUGGAUUAAAAAUUGAGGAAUAAUUAUACUAUCAAGUUUGCCAUAGUUAGGAUAGAUUAGAAGGGUUGAAAGCAUUUGGAGAGAAGAGAAAGCCAUAAUAUAAAGGAGAAUGAGUAUAAUAAUAUUAUCUUUAUUAUGACGAUGCC